Eleginops maclovinus (Patagonian blennie) is the source of this 1870-nucleotide messenger RNA. RefSeq lists its product as uncharacterized. Gene Ontology annotation, biological process: phospholipid biosynthetic process. The record is from RefSeq and is a predicted model, not a curated record. Gene Ontology annotation, molecular function: phosphotransferase activity, for other substituted phosphate groups. The transcript is spliced from 6 exons. Gene Ontology annotation, cellular component: membrane. NCBI's taxonomy places the organism in Eukaryota, Metazoa, Chordata, Actinopteri, Perciformes, Eleginopidae. Bases 232 to 843 code for a protein of 203 amino acids.
UUUGACUGCUUGUUUUGAAGUGAAGGCUAGCUUGACUGCUGUACCCAGUCCUAUAAGGAGUGAGCUGACUUGCCAGGCUCUUAAAACAUACGAUGACACAAACAUGAAUAUUGCAAUCGCUGUUUUACUAAUGUGUGUAACGUGUGCUUGUCAGCGCGUCCGUUUACAAGGGAAGUUGCGUCACCUUUUUCCGGGAUGAGGCAUCGCCUUACCUCUCAUACCUGAACGGAGAUGGGACUUCAAGUUCUGCUAUACUGGCCAAAUAUUAUCGGAUACUUCAGGAUUGGUCUUGUGUUUGCUGCCUGGGCUGCCCAUGAGACACCUGCAACCUUUGUCUUCCUUUAUUCAAUUUUCAUAGCACUCGAUGGAGUGGACGGCUGGCUGGCCCGGAGGCUGGGGCAGUGCUCCAGGUUUGGAGCCUGGCUGGACGUAGUGGUGGAUAACCUGGGUCGAGGCCUGCUGUGGAGCCUGCUGUUUAAGUGGUCCUGGCUGGUGUCCGCUGUGGAGUGGUGUGUGUUUGUGUGUAACCACAGUGUCCGAGGGGACCAGUGGAAGAACAGUUUCAUCAGCAGCCCUCGACUCAUACAAGCCAUCAUGGCAAACGGGUUUCGGACACUUCUUGGAACAUGGGUGGUAAGCGGGCUGCACUGCCUCCCCCUGUGGCUGUAUGGGUAUCAGACAGGUUUACUCUCCCACUGGCUGCACCUCCCUCCCUGGAUCCAGGCUCUAGGGGCCUUGCUGCUGGCUGCAGGACGCCUGCUGGCUCUAUCAGCAGAGCUCUGGUGUAUUUGGACACACAUCGAACACCUCACCGAAGAUGAGCCGGAAGACAAAAGGGAAUGAAAGCUACUCAGAAGAAUCAGCCUAUAAUGUCACAUUUAAGCUGGAAUAAUGCAGAUUUUAUUCCAUUAUAUUUAUAUGAAAUCUGGCCUCAGGUCACAUUUUUCUGUAUAGGAAAACACAUUCAGCUAUAGGGAAAUGUGGAAAAUGAAAGAUAUUUUUCUAUUUAUUGACUGUGAUUUGCUCCCAACCCAGAUUUUCCCUCCCUGCUGCUCAUUUCUGUCUAGCUUUAUGGCCUCAAACACAUUUCAGUACCAAAGAAUACCAAUAAAUGCAUGAAUAUUCUAGAUUCCGUAGAUCCCAUUAGAUUGUAUUUUAUCUUAAUGUGAUAAAAGAAAGUAGUCAUAAACCCAGAAUCUUCUCAAAAACCUUCAACUGGGAUUUGUCCUACUCUUAAAGACACCUUUUCUGGACAACUCCCUUUGUUAUAACCAAUCUCUAAACUGCCAGUUUCAUGUCUCCACUCAUUUAAUACAAAAAAAGUAAAACUCACUUUUUCCUUUUUACCUCUUCCCUUAAGGGGAACUACACAUAUUUAAAAAUGUCUACAUGAUAUUUUCAUGGCCUAAGAGUACAUAAUAUAAGUAAACAUGAGUAACACUUUCCCAAAUCAAGAACCGGUGCUAAACUAGAAUGUGUGUUGAACUGCUCUAUAAACAGUGAAUUAGGAAAGACAUUUUGGAUGACACUGAGAACCCCCAUAGGAACGUGUUCUGAGUAUGUGGGUACAUUCUCUGUUUCAAAACAGACAACCCUACAAUAGGAUAAAGUUCAUUAACAAAGGGAAAACAAAUAUUGUCCCAUUUGCUGUCUAAGGGGAAGUUCACAUUGCUGACGCUUCUAUGUUAUUUUCAAAGAGUACCUCAUGUUCACAAAUAAUGUUUCAACUCUCCAAAUUGAAACCACAUAUUGGAAUUCUGACAGUAUUGUUGUCACUAUGUAAUGUUAUGUUUUUGCAAAGCACCUUGUAACCUUUUUUUUGAAAGAUGCUAUUUAUAUAAAGAACCUGUAAAUGCUUGUUUGCACCACA